Molecule: messenger RNA, 1330 nt
Organism: Eupeodes corollae
Lineage: Eukaryota; Metazoa; Arthropoda; Insecta; Diptera; Syrphidae
Gene: Snr1
Product: SWI/SNF-related matrix-associated actin-dependent regulator of chromatin subfamily B member 1
Exons: 3
Coding region: 138-1250 (370 amino acids)
Biological process (GO): chromatin remodeling; regulation of transcription by RNA polymerase II
Cellular component (GO): nuclear chromosome; nucleus
Molecular function (GO): transcription coregulator activity
Source: RefSeq, a predicted model, not a curated record
UAUCGCCUUCGGUUCGCCAUAUUUAUUAGUUGUUGGUGUGUAUUUCAUUUAAUUGACGCUUGUUUAUUUGUUAAAAUCUGUUAAAAAAGUUAAAAGUUGAAAAGAAUUAAACAAAUAUUUCAGUUUUAAAUAAUAAUAUGGCAGUUCCAACAUAUGGCGAUAAGCCAAUAAGUUUCCAACUAGAAGAAGGCGGUGAAUAUUAUUAUGUUGGUUCGGAAGUCGGCAAUUAUCUGCGCCUAUUCCGUGGUAUACUUUAUAAGAAAUAUCCCGGAAUGACCAGAAUUGUUUUGUCUAAUGACGAAAGAAAACGUCUAGCCGAUGCCGGACUAAGUAAUCACAUUCUUGCUAGUUCGGUUUCGUUGUUAAAAGCCUCAGAAGUUGAUGAAAUUAUUGCUGGGAAUGAUGAAAAAUACCGAGCAAUAUCGGUGAACACAUCAGAAACGCCACUGCCAAGAGAGAGUAAAUCCAAGAAAGCACCACAAUGGGUACCAACAAUGCCAAAUUCAAGUCACUUGGAUGCUGUGCCCCAAGCAACUCCAAUCAAUCGGAAUCGUGUACACACGAAGAAAGUACGGACCUUUCCAAUGUGUUUUGAUGACACAGAUCCAACAGCAAGUAUAGAAAAUGCUUCUCAACGAGAAUGUUUGGUGCCAAUACGUUUGGACAUGGAACUGGAGGGUCAAAAGCUAAGGGACACAUUCACUUGGAAUAAAAAUGAAAGUAUGAUCACACCAGAACAAUUCGCAGAGGUACUUUGCGAUGAUUUGGACCUCAAUCCAGUACCAUUUGUACCAGCCAUAGCGCAAGCUAUUCGUCAACAAAUCGAAGCAUUCCCCAAUGAACAACCAAUAUUGGAAGAAAGUUGCGAUCAACGUGUCAUCGUUAAACUCAACAUACACGUUGGCAAUACUUCAUUAGUCGACCAAGUCGAAUGGGAUAUGUCGGAAAAGAACAACAAUCCCGAAGAAUUCGCCAUGAAACUCUGUGCCGAACUUGGUUUAGGUGGAGAAUUUGUCACAGCUAUAGCUUAUUCAAUUCGUGGUCAAUUAUCAUGGCAUUUACGUACUUAUGCUUUCUCAGAAGCUCCACUCUCCACAAUCGAUGUACCCUUCCGUAAUCCCAGUGACGCUGAUGCAUGGGCUCCAUUCCUGGAGACACUUACCGAUGCCGAAAUGGAAAAGAAGAUACGUGACCAAGAUAGAAACACAAGAAGAAUGCGUCGCUUGGCUAACACUACAACUGGAUGGUAAAACAAAAAUCGUAUCGAACAAUUGUGGGAUGAAAAAAUAAAUACAACAAACUAAUAAAUAAAGUAAAUUUCAAUAAUUUA